This is a messenger RNA of Colletotrichum orchidophilum, 249 nucleotides long. RefSeq lists its product as uncharacterized. Lineage: Eukaryota; Fungi; Ascomycota; Sordariomycetes; Glomerellales; Glomerellaceae. The record is from RefSeq and is a predicted model, not a curated record. The transcript has a single exon. Bases 1 to 249 code for a protein of 82 amino acids.
AUGCUCAUGAUCAGCAGCUUUGACGGGCCACAGGUUGUAUAUCCUCGACAAACAACUCCUUUCAGGGCUGGCUAUUCCAGGGGGUCGCUACAAAGUUCAGCCCAACUCCCAGGCUCUUGGCUCCUGGGGCACUCGCUGCCCGGCAAGCCGCAAGCGCGCCGUCGCAAAAGUGUCCCAACGCACGGGUCACCGGGGGUCGUAUGUAGUCUUCCGUCGCCGGCCGGUUCGUCCUUGCAAGAUGCUCAGUAG